Messenger RNA from Choloepus didactylus (southern two-toed sloth), 947 nucleotides. It is a transcript of the gene TMEM86B, whose product is annotated as transmembrane protein 86B. The transcript has 3 exons. Gene Ontology annotation, cellular component: membrane. The record is from RefSeq and is a predicted model, not a curated record. NCBI's taxonomy places the organism in Eukaryota, Metazoa, Chordata, Mammalia, Pilosa, Megalonychidae. The coding region runs from base 193 to 873 and encodes 226 amino acids.
UGAUGGGCCCCUUAUCAGUGGGUGCCAGGCAGGGCUGUCCCGGGGCUGGGGGGCGGAUCUUCCCGAGCCCAGUUAUCAGUCCCAGAGUCCACGGGACUCUCCUCUGGGUUAACGUGUAACCACAACACACCCUCCCGCCCCCAAAACCCAGUAGGGCCCAGACACGGGUGACGAGGGGUGUCACAGACCCAGAUGGACACCAGGGAAAUGGUGACUCCCAGAAACCCCUGCUUCUCAGCCCAAUCCCCCCACAUUGCCAGGUGGCUGAGCCCCUUCUUCCUCGCCUGCGCCUUCUACUUCCUCAUCUGGGUUCCUGAGGACCAGCCAUUGUGGGUCAGUGCCCUGGUCAAAGGUCUGCCCGUCCUCUGCCUGGUGGUGUUCCUGGGGGCCGUGGCCCCGGAGGGGGGCUCCACCCCCCUCUUCCAGGGGGGCCUCCUGUGCUCUUUCGUGGGGGACGCCUGCCUCGUCUGGCCUGAGGCCUUCCUCUACGGCAUGGCCGCCUUCGCGGCCGCGCACCUGCUCUACCUCGCGGCCCUCGGCUUCUCCCCGCUGCGGCCGGGCCUGCUGCUGCCCGUGCUCCUGCCCGCGGGCGCCUUCCUCGGCCUGCUGCGGCCGCACCUGCCGCCCGCCCUGGCCGCGCCCGUGGCGGCCUACUCGCUGCUGAUGGCGCUCGUGCUCUGGCGCGGCCUGGCCCGCCGUGGCGGCGCCGGCCGGGGCGCGCUGCUCUUCGCCUUCUCGGACGCGCUGCUGGCCUGGGACACCUUCGUGCGGCCCCUGCCCCGCGGCCGCCUGCUCGUCAUGGCCUCCUACUACGCCGGCCAGGCCUUCCUCGCGCGCUCGGCCGUCGGGAGCCCGCGGCGCCGCGCCCGGUGACCUCCUCCCGGCCCCGACGCCCGAGGGGCCUCUCCGGGGCCCGCCCCCGCCCGCUGGCCCCGCCCCGAGGGACC